CAAUAAUAGAGAAUAUUACGGUAUUUAAGCUGCAAAAUGUCUAGCGCGAAGAUCAUCGAAAAUCCAGAAAUACCGGGAUUAGAAUGUUUUCUGCCGCCGCCACCGCCACCCCCGCCUCCAGUUGGAACAACGGCGAAAAGCAACAACUUGCCAGUUAUCACGGAGCAACUACAACAACAACCGAUAUUAACAACAGAAGCAAUGACCGGUUUAUCGAGCAACGAAAUACCGGAAAAUCUGACGGCGAUUCAAGCACCGACUACGCCGUUUCCAAACCUCUCCGUGCCAACAUCGUACAUCAUGCAUCCGGCGAUGCAACCGCAAACGCCUGGACAACCAGCUACACCCUGGUGGAUACCCACGGACGCGGACACAUCGGACCUUUAUGCACGGUGGUAUGACACGACUUACAAGGCGGCAGCUGCGGCGGUCGUGUCGCCGACGAUCCAAGUUUGCAACAAAACCAAGAACAAGUAUUAUAAACGGAAAAACGAGUUCAUCGAUCCCGCGUUAGAUGCAGAGAAAGUUGCAAGCGCCCAGAGGGAAUUGUCAACGCUAAUGAAACCGCUGAACUGCGAUCUGUGCAAUGCAGUUAUGAACUCGACGUUACAAGCCAAGUUACAUUACGACGGAAAGCCGCAUCAGAAGAAGGUAUCGAUGUUUUUAAAUCAGAGCGUAAAGAAACAAAAGACCGACGACGGUCAAGUUAGCAGUACGACUACCGAUUGGCAAAAUUAUUGUGACAUUUGUAAAACGUGGUUCACGUCGCAAACGGAUGCGACGCAACACUACGCCGGUAAAAAACAUAUUAGAGCGGCGAACGGCGGACGUCGUGCGAGGCCGUCGAAGAAGUCGCAAAAUCAAAAUCAGUACAGUCAAAUAGAUCCCAGCGGCCGAUUUGGGAUAGGAAUGGCUUUUCAGGCGGAAGUGCAAUCUGUACCGGCACAGCCGGUAGUACCUGAUGGUAGCAAUGCGGUUCCAGCGCCAGGAACCGGCUCCAUCUACACACCACCACCUUAUCCAACGCCGUUGCGUUGCGAUUUGUGCGGAGUAUCCGCUAAUCGGCAGGACCAAUUAGAAACGCACAAACGUGGCGCUAGACAUUUGAGGAUGCUCAGGUUGAACGGAUUGCCUGUUCCCGAGCUUGCCAUCGAGAACGAGGUGACACCCGCUACUCCUGGACCCAUAGAUUAUUCUAUUUACCGAACGCCAUCAGGCCAGUAUUAUUGUGCACCGUGCAAUCUGUCGUUAAACUCCGAGAGUACGUUUGCCCAACACGUGGAGAGCAAAAAGCAUAAAAAUCAGUCGAACCCAAAGUCUCCGUGUAACGCAGUGGUGGUGCCGAAGAAAGCUAGAUUCAAGAAGAUAUAAGGCUACGGGGACAUCGUACACUCGUGUACGAUCUG
Molecule: messenger RNA, 1406 nt
Organism: Eufriesea mexicana
Lineage: Eukaryota; Metazoa; Arthropoda; Insecta; Hymenoptera; Apidae
Product: zinc finger protein 346
Exons: 8
Coding region: 37-1371 (444 amino acids)
Molecular function (GO): nucleic acid binding; zinc ion binding
Source: RefSeq, a predicted model, not a curated record